AUGACAGCUCGCGGGCCUGUGGAGUUGCAUGACCUGCAUGGCAUGGCAGCAUACGCGGAUGCUGCUGUUCCAAACAACGCCCCUGUUACUGCUGCGACCACACCCCUGCUUAUGCCUUCUCGUGCCACUGCCAGCACGCCCCUGCUCAUGACAGCUCGCGGGCCUGUGAAGGAGCAUGACCUGCAUGGCAUGGCAGCAUACGCGGUGCAUUCGCAUCUGCUGUACCAGCUGGUGGGGAGGGACCCUGAAGGGAGAACAGCACGGAGUGAGUUCAAGGGGCUGCAUAUAGGCACGUUCCAACAGCACUUGCAGAACCAGUAUGGCACAUCGCUGCAUUACCCCGACCAACGUCUGUACAACAUAUUGCUGCAGCACCCUGACCAGCCUCUGUUCGCUGUGUGCCAGUUGAAGCCAGAGCUGCACAACGCACUGCUGCUGCGGCAGGCACCAAAAUGUCCCCCUUGCACCACCCUCCCUCCCUCCUCUCCCUUGCACCUCCCUCCCUCCCUCCUCUCCCUUCCACCACCCUCCCUCCCUCCUCUCCCUUCCACCACCCUCCCUCCCUCCUCUCCCUUCCACCACCCUCCCUCCCUCCUCUCCCUUCCACCACCCUCCCUCCCUCCUCUCCCUUCCACCACCCUCCCUCCCUCCUCUCCCUUCCACCACCCUCCCUCCCUCCUCUCCCUUCCACCACCCUCCCUCCCUCCUCUCCCUUCCACCACCCUCCCUCCCUCCUCUCCCUUCCACCACCCUCCCUCCCUCCUCUCCCUUCCACCACCCUCCCUCCCUCCUCUCCCUUCCACCACCCUCCCUCCCUCCUCUCCCUUGCACCACCCUCCCUCCCUCCUCUCCCUUCCACCACCCUCCCUCCCUCCUCUCCCUUCCACCACCCUCCCUCCCUCCUCUCCCUUCCACCACCCUCCCUCCCUCCUCUCCCUUCCACCACCCUCCCUCCCUCCUCUCCCUUCCACCACCCUCCCUCCCUCCUCUCCCUUCCACCUCCCUCCCUCCCUCCUCUCCCUUCCACCACCCUCCCUCCCUCCUCUCCCUUCCACCACCCUCCCUCCCUCCUCUCCCUUCCACCACCCUCCCUCCCUCCUCUCCCUUCCACCUCCCUCCCUCCCUCCUCUCCCUUCCACCACCCUCCCUCCCUCCUCUCCCUUCCACCACCCUCCCUCCCUCCUCCCCCUUCCACCUCCCUCCCUCCCUCCUCUCCUCCCUCCCUCCCUCCCUCUCUCCCACCCUCGCUUCCUUCCCUGCACCCCUCAGCUCCUGCGUGCCCUGGGAUGCCCCGGCCCUGCACCCUUGCUUCCUUCCCUGCACCUCUCAACUCAACCACCCCUUUCCACCCACCAACAUCCCUCCCUCUCCCAUUCCCCCUCUCAGCUCCUGCGCGCCCUGGGAUGCCCUGGCGUCGGCACCUACGAGAAUGACGUGAUUCUCGGUGACAGCUGUGUGCAGCUCGCCACAUCCUGCCACCUGUUCUCCACUCUGCUGCCACGUCAGCAGCAGGAUAACGGGCGUGUGCGUGAGCAUAAGCACAAGCAUGGGCAUGGGAACAAGAAUGGGAGCAACGGCUCAGCAUACGCUGGUAUUGCCUCGAUGCAAUCACAUGCACCACACAGCCAGUCGUCCCUACCACCAGCCCCCAACAGCCAGUCGUCCCUGCCACCAGUCUCCAAGAGACGUCCCACUGGGCCAUCAUACGUUGACUUGAAACGGCACUGCGUGAAGCUGGUCUCAAACAAGCACCUGGCAGCACGGGCAGUUAAAGCCGGAGUGCCCGCCCUCGUUCGCUGCAAGCCCUUCACACCCACGGAUUGGAUCGGCCCCCUAGUCCCUCCCUCGCACGCUGUGCUGCUUCUGGCUGACUCCCUCUCUCAUUCGCUCCUCCAACCACACUCCCCCUCACACUCUCGAGCUACCGCAUCUUCCCAGAAACUUCCUCCUAGCCCCAAAGCCCUUCUGGACUCCGCCUUUGCCUCGCUGGCAGCGGCACAGCCAGCAGCCAAGUCAGCGAGCCGUUCAGCCAAAAAAAGGCUGGCUGACGUGGCAGAGGCCUUGGUGGGCGCCAGCUGGCGGUGCGGCGGCGCUGACAUGGCGCUGCCGGUGCUGAGGUGGCUGGGCCUGCCUACGGAGGGCGUGGGGGAACUGUUGAGGGGAGAGACGGGGUGGAGGGGGAGAGAGGCGGAGGGGGUGGCAAAGAGAGGGGUGGUGGGAGUUGCAGCAAAGACAGAUAUGGCACUGGACGUGCCAUCAGAGGGCGUGGGCGAGCUGCUGAGGGGAGAGAUGGGAGCACGAGAAUUGGAGCAAAGGGUGAGUGGCAGCAAGCACGCUUGGGAGCCAACUAGACAGCCGUUGGAGCUGCAACUUGCGCCGCCAGAGAAGCGGCCUAAGCUGCUUGAAGGGGAAUGCGUGCAGCACCAGGAUGGGCAGCAGGAGGAACAGCAGCAGCAGCAGCAGCAGACUUUGCCCAGCUUCCUAGAACCUUCCACCGCCAGAACGAACCCCAGCAACAUCUGUGACGGUCCAUUCUCCUGCCGCCACGUCACCACAUGCCACGUCAUUGCACGCUGCCAUGCCAUCGCACGUGCCACGUCAGCGCACGCCACCCGGCCGUCCCCGCACCAGCUGACGAACCUGCGCAUGGUUGUGAACAACAUGAAGCGGUUUUGCCAGCUGGCGGUGUGCCGUGGGCUGCUGCGAUUGGUGCGCAACAUACGGCGGGCGGCGAAGGCUGCUGCUGCCGAUGCAGCUGACUUGGCACAUGUGGCUGCUUGGCAAUCGGGAAAGGAGGAGGAAGGGAAGGAGAAGGAGAAGGAUGGGGGGGAGGACGGGAAGGAGAAGGAGACGGAUGGGGAGGAGUACGGGAAGGAGAAGGAGACGGAUGGGGAGGAGUACGGGAAGGAGGAAGUGAAUUUCAGUAGAGAAGGCAUGGUUGGAUCACAGAGGAUGUUACAGCAGGCUGUAAUCGAGAGAGGGGAGGACGUGGGGAGAGGGGAGGACGUGGGGAGAGGGGAGGACGUGGGGAGAGGGGAGGACGUGGGGAGAGGGGAGGACGUGGGGAGAGGGGAGGCCGUGGGGAGAGGGGAGGCCGUGGGAAGAGGGCACAUGGGCAAUGGUGAUGACAUUGAUGAUGAACAGAAGCCGUUCCGCAAGGAAGUUCCUGAUCUUAUAGAGGCCCUCAUUGCAGCAGUCUUCCUCGACUCUACUCCUCCAAACACCCCUCGGACCGCACUCAACCCCCUUGCACAUCUUCAUCUCUCAUGCCCUCUCACCCGCACGUGGCAAGUGGUUUCUUCGUGGCUCUCCCCCAUCCCUCUGCUGCAUCCCCUCUCCCUCCAUCCCCCCUCCGCCCUGCUCCUCUUCUGCGGCGCCCUCGCCCUCCCCCCCCCUAUUUACUUGCCGUGGGGGGAGAGGGGGGGGCGGGAGAGGGGGAAAGGGAAAACGGAGGGGGACAGGAACGGGGAUGGUGCGUGGAAGGAUGAGGAGGGUGGGGAAAGGGACGGCGGGAUGGUGUGUGGGAGUGGUGUGAGAGAGAAAGGUGGGGAGCGGAAGGGAAUGGAAAAUGGGCUGUGUGAAAAUCGCUUGCGGAUGAGUAGAGGAGGAGGUGGAGGAGCAGAGGAGGGGGAGGUGGGGGUGGUUUUGGAAGUGGAGGUGAGAGGAGUGGUGCUGGGGGAGGGGUGGGGGGUGGAUGACGUGGCAGCAACGGUGGAAGCACCAGCUAGCGUGCUGAGGAGGGCCAAGACUGUGCAGGGCUUCCGGAAGCUGUACCAGGAGGCAGAGAAGGCACGGGCUGUGGGGCCUACGAGUGCUGCAUGGGAGACCCAAUCAGAGGAAGGCGAUAAGGGAGUGGAGGAGGGAGGAAAGGAGGAUGAAGCUGGGAAAGAGGCAGGAGGAGGAGAAGGUGUAGCAGGGAUGGAGGGAAUUGUGCCCGAGGGUUCUGUUAAGAAUGGAGGGAAAAGUGAGUGUAAUGGUGGGAAGUCGAAGGCAGGAGGAAAGAAGAGGAAGAGAGGCAAGUCAGGAAUGGGGGAGGCGGCAGCAGAUGCCAGGGCAGGAGCAAAGGCUGGAGGAAAGAAGAGGAAGCGAGGGAAGUCAGGAAUGGGGGAGGCAGCAGCAGCUGCUGGAGCAGAGGAAGGGGCGGCAGCAGCAGCAGGAGCAGUGGAAGGGGUGGAAGAAGCAGCAGCAGAAGCAGAAGGAGCAGGAGCAGUAAAAAGGGAGAUUUUGAUAGGUUUGGCCGCUCUGGACGCCCUAGAUGGGUUCCGAGGCUGUGUGCCAGGUCAGGCAGUUGUAACCACCCUGAAUAACUUCUGCCAGGCGCGGCAUUGGAUGGUUGUAUACCAGAGAGUAUCUCCUACUUCAAGGAGAAAGUCUGCUGUGAUUUGGAAUGGAUCCGCACAAGGUGGGCCCUUUGAGACGUCUCAAAAGUCUUCAAGGAGCAAGUCUGCUGUAGAUUGGAUGGGAUCCGCCCAAGGUGGGUCUACUGUUGGGUGCGCCUCUGCUUCGCCUGCAGCACCUGCUGCUCCUGCUCCUGCUCCUGCUCCAGCUCCUGCUGCUGCUGAUACUCCUGCUGCUGCUGCUGUUGCGCCUGCAGCGCCUUCUGCUGCUGCUGCUGCUGCUGCUGCUGCUGCUGCUGCUGCUGCUGCUGCUGCUGCUGCUGCUGCUGCUGCUGCUGCUGCUGCUGCUGCUGCUGCUGCUGCUGCUGCUGCUGCUGCUGCUGCUGCUGCUGCUGCUGCUGCUGCUGCUGCUGCUGCUGCUCCUGCUGCGGCUGCUGCUGCUGCUGCUGCUCCUGCUUCUGCUGAUGCUGUUGCUGCAGUUGCUGCUGCUGCUGCUGCUGCUCCUGCUGCUCCUGCUGUUGCUCCUGGUGCUGCUGUUGCUGCUGUUGCUGCUCCUGCUGCUCCUGCUGCUCCUGCUCCUGCUGCUCCUGCUCCUGCUGCUCCUGCUCCUGCUGCUGCUGCUGCUGCUGCUACUACUGCUGCUCCUGCUGCUACUACUGCUGCGGCUGCUACUGCUGCUGCGGCUGCUAUUGCUGCUGCUGCUCCUGUUGCUGAUGCUGCUGCUCCUGCUGCUGCUCCUGCUGCUGCUGCUGCUGGUGUUGGUGGGGAUGUGCCAAUGAAUGCUGGAUCUAGCAAUUGUGGUGUAAUCAACGGUGGUGAUUCAAGCGCUGGUUACUCUACCAGUGCUACUUGUGGUGGUGGCUGGGGGGCGGCUGGUGGUGGUUGGGAGGCGGCUGGUGGUGGUUGGGAGGCGGCUGGUGGUGGCUGGGAGGCGGCUGGUGGUGGCUGGGGAGCGGCUGGUGGUGGUUGGGAGGCGGCUGGUGGUGGUUGGGAAGCGGCUGGUGGUGGUUGGGAGGCGGCUGGUGGUGGUUGGGAGGCGGCUGUUGGUGGUUGGGAGGCGGCUGGUGGUGGCUGGGAGGCGGCUGGUGGUGGUUGGGAGGCGGCUGGUGGUGGCUGGGAGGCAGCUGGUGGUGGUUGGGAGGCGGCUGGUGGUUGUUGGGAGGCGGCUGGUGGUGGCUGGGAGGCGGCUGGUGGUGGUUGGGAGGCGGCUGGUGGUGGCUGGGAGGCGGCUGGUGGUGGUUGGGAGGCGGCUGGUGGUGGUUGGGAGGCGGCUGGUGGUGGUUGGGAGGCGGCUGGUGGUGGCUGGGAGGCGGCUGGUGGUGGUUGGGAGGCGGCUGGUGGUUGUUGGGAGGCGGCUGGUGGUGGCUGGGAGGCGGCUGGUGGUGGUUGGGAGGCGGCUGGUGGUGGCUGGGAGGCGGCUGGUGGUGGUUGGGAGGCGGCUGGUGGUGGUUGGGAGGCGGCUGGUGGUGGUUGGGAGGCGGCUGGUGGUGCCAGCUCUGAACCUGCUAGUGGCAACACUGGUGCUCCCAGGUAA
Messenger RNA from Closterium sp. Naga37s-1, 5871 nucleotides. Lineage: Eukaryota; Viridiplantae; Streptophyta; Zygnematophyceae; Desmidiales; Closteriaceae. The record is from the annotation of a GenBank genome assembly.